Molecule: messenger RNA, 984 nt
Organism: Dovyalis caffra
Lineage: Eukaryota; Viridiplantae; Streptophyta; Magnoliopsida; Malpighiales; Salicaceae
Source: the annotation of a GenBank genome assembly
AUGGCUGAAGCAGAGAAAGGAUCAGCUACGACAGGGUCCAAGGAAGGUAAUGGUAAGGAGGAGAUAUCAUUGAAAGACAAAGGCAAUGAAUACUAUAAAGCUGGGAACUAUCUCAAAGCUGCUGCUCUAUACACUCAGGCCAUUAAGCUUGACCCUUCAAAUCCCACUCUCUAUAGCAACCGUGCUGCAGCAUUUUUACAAUUGGUGAAGCUUAAUAAAGCACUUGCUGAUGCCGAGACAACUAUCACAUUGAACCCGCAAUGGGAAAAGGGUUAUUUCAGGAAAGGGUGUAUAUUAGAGGCCAUGGAACGGUACGAUGAUGCAUUGGCUACUUUCCAAAUAGCUUUACAAUACAAUCCACAAAGCACUGAAGUAUCCAGAAAGAUUAAGAGAAUAUCCCAGUUGGCCAGAGACAAAAAACGAGCUCAGGAGGUGGAGAGCAUGAGAUCCAAUGUUGAUAUGGCAAAGCACUUGGAAACAUUGAAAUCUGAAAUGUCUGAAAAGCUUGGAACUGAAGAAUGUCAAGAAAUGUUCUCCUUUCUUGUUGAGACCAUGGAGACAGCUGUAAAAUCAUGGCAUGAAGCCUCUAAAGUGGAUCCUAGAGUCUACUUUCUUCUUGACAAGGAAAAGACGCAAACUGAUAAAUACGCUCCUGCUGUCAAUAUUGAUAAGGCUUUCGAAUCACCCCAUACACACAGCAAUUGUUUCUCAUUUCUUAGGCAGUAUGCGGAGGAUUCUCUCUCCAAGGCAGCUUGUUUAGUGGUGCCAAAAAAUAUCAUAUCUUAUCCACAGGUUUGGAAAGGUCAAGGAUCAAGAAAGUGGAGGCAUGGGCAGCAUGAUGGCUUUUUUGUUCAAUAUGAGUCACCUUUCAUGCGAAAAAUAUGGUUUAUUGCUAGCACCAAUGAAAAGGGGCAAACACUGUGCAGGGAACCAGAGCUUCUAGAUAUCAGUGCUCAUGAAGUGCUUCCUCGCCUAUUCAAAUAA